AUGCCCACCGCUGUUGUUAGCAUCAGUGUUCUGUAUUCAUUCUUCAGAUUAGAAAUGGCAGUCGUCAAUGUCACUGUGGUCCUAGGAACAAAAACCCUCAGCAGCGUCGACUUGGAGAGAAAACAAGUGCAGAAGAUCAUUAUUCACAAAGACUAUAAGCCACCCUCCCUCGACAGCGACCUCUGCCUGCUCCUGCUCGCCACGCCAGUACAAUUCACCAGCUUAAAAAUGCCCAUCUGCCUGCCGGAGAAGGAGAGGACCUGGGACCGGUGUUGGAUGGCAGAGUGGGUACCGACCCGUGAGUAUGGCCCACCAGAGAGCUUCAACACACACCUGAAGAAGCUGAGGGUGAGCCAGAUUAGCUGGACAACGUGCAGCAAGCGGGUCAAGUCGCUCUCCAGGAGCAUGCUUUGUGCCUGGCAGGAACAAGACACCAAUGGCAACAGCCAGGGAGACAGCGGGGUGCCCAUGGUCUGUGCUGACCACGGAACCCAGAGGCUCUUCCAAGUGGGUGUCUUCAGCUGGGGCGAGAGCUCUGGUUCCAGGGGAAGGCCUGGCGUGUUUGUGUCUGUGGCUCAAUUUAUUCCAUGGAUCCAGGAGGAGACGCAGAAAGAGGGGCGCGCCCGCUCUUUCCUAGGAGCCCCAGGAAGCUCCCUGGCUUGUGCUCCACAGUACCCCUUAGUGCUGGGCGUGGGCUGGCAACUGCUGCUUGCUGCCAUGCUCACGGGCAAUAAAUCAAGUCACUGA
This is a messenger RNA of Sciurus carolinensis (gray squirrel), 747 nucleotides long. RefSeq names its product serine protease 51 (gene Prss51). Bases 1 to 747 code for a protein of 248 amino acids. Gene Ontology annotation, molecular function: serine-type endopeptidase activity. Lineage: Eukaryota; Metazoa; Chordata; Mammalia; Rodentia; Sciuridae. Gene Ontology annotation, biological process: proteolysis. The transcript has 3 exons. The record is from RefSeq and is a predicted model, not a curated record.